AUGGUUUGUUGUGGUAUUGUAUUCCUGGGAUUCAUUGUUGGAUCUUAUUAUGAAAUAAAUUUCUCUUGGGAAGGGCUUAUUUAUGGUAUUGCGUCUAGUGCCUUUGUAGCAUUAUAUGGAAUUUAUGUUAAAAAGACACUUGGUGCAGUUGAUAAUAACCAAUGGCGUCUUCUCCAUUACAAUACAACUUUAUCGAUAUUUUUCCUUUUUCCAUUGGUAUUAUUUGCGGGUGAACUAAAAGAAAUUGUUAAUGUUCACUUUUUAAAUGAUGUGGGUUUCUGGAUAUUGAUGACUAUCACUGGAAUCACCGGUUUUAUCAUCAACAUUGCAAUAUUCUUGCAAAUUAAAGUCACAACACCUUUAACCAACACAAUUUCUGGAACGGCAAAAAGUUGUUUUCAAACUGCGCUUGCUGCUUUUUAUUUCCAAAAUCCAAUUUCUCCUAUG
Messenger RNA from Cetraspora pellucida, 447 nucleotides. NCBI's taxonomy places the organism in Eukaryota, Fungi, Glomeromycota, Glomeromycetes, Diversisporales, Gigasporaceae. The record is from the annotation of a GenBank genome assembly.